This is a messenger RNA of Rotaria socialis, 405 nucleotides long. The record is from the annotation of a GenBank genome assembly. NCBI's taxonomy places the organism in Eukaryota, Metazoa, Rotifera, Eurotatoria, Philodinida, Philodinidae.
AUGAAUUGUAAAGAAUAUCGUCAAGGAGAAAAAAUGCUUCAAUCAUGGCCAGUACAAAUCGAUCAAAAUCAAUACAAUGCACAAAAAUGUCCUCGUUGUAAAAUACAUAUAUCUCGUAAUGUUCGUCAUACAGUUCGUGGAUUAGUUGCUGGUGCUGCAUCAUUAGCAAUACCAGUAGCAGCUGUUGGAGCCGUUGCAUUAUUAGCUGUUGGAACAACAAUAGGUGCACCUACUUAUGGAACUUACCGUUUAGUUAAACACAUUCAUUCAAAACGACAAGAACGUCGUCAAAGAUAUCGUACGAAAACAAUUGCUAGACAUUGGAAUACUAGUGAUAGUCUUUCAACUGAUGAUCAAAUGAUUGAAUCUGAUGAUAUACGAAGAACAGUUCAAGCUAUAGCUUGA